Messenger RNA from Humulus lupulus (European hop), 1347 nucleotides. RefSeq names its product CASP-like protein 4A3. The coding region runs from base 161 to 1120 and encodes 319 amino acids. NCBI's taxonomy places the organism in Eukaryota, Viridiplantae, Streptophyta, Magnoliopsida, Rosales, Cannabaceae. The record is from RefSeq and is a predicted model, not a curated record. The transcript is spliced from 3 exons.
UGCCACGUCAGUAUGCAGUGCAGUAGUCCCCACAAACGAAGCAUGAAGUGAAAGAAGGACUCAUGUAACUUCCUCUUUUCCUUUUCUUCUCUUUUUCUCGGUUCCCAAACAGCACCCCUUUUUCUUUCCCAUUAAAGUUCGAGAAAAUCAAAUCAAAUUAAUGGAGUCCCAAACUCAAACCAACCCCAAUCACAAUCACUCCCAGCAAACCAAACGAGCCAUGAAGAAAUCGUCAUCAAGAAACUCGGACACAUCCCAAUUAGACUCACCCCACUCCCCUCUCCGAUUCCACUCCCCUCUCCGAUCGGAUGCGGGUGAUCCACCCGAAAGUCCUCCCUACGAGUCUCCGGAUAACUCGCCGGAAAAGCCACAAGAUAACUCCAAAGCCAUCGUCCCUGUCGAGAAGGUCAAUCACUAUCAGGAUAAUCACCACUCGCUGCGACAGUCUACUACUGCUGAUAAUCGUCAACAGGUCGCCAGCCACCAACUGAAGAAACAGCAGCCGAAUGCAACCGUGCAGCCAACGACGGUGAUCAAUAGAGCGACGAGGGAAGAGGCUCCUCAGUCGGUUGCCAAGGUUGGACCCGUCGCCGGAGCCAGUGGUGGCGAAAAUGGAAGCGGCGGCGGAGGUAGGCGAUCGACGGGGAGGAGGUCGACGAAGGAGGAUAUGUUGAAGAGUGCGGCCUUAGGGUUUCGGGUGAGUGAAGUCAUUCUCUGCUUGAUUUCCUUCUCGGUUAUGGCUGCCGAUAAAACUCAGGGCUGGAGCGGCGACUCCUUUGAUCGAUACAAAGAGUACAGGUAUUGCUUAUCGGUGAAUGUUAUUGCAUUUGCAUAUGCGUUAUUUCAAACCUAUGAUCUAUCGUACCAUCUUUCAACCGGUAAACACGUGAUCCGCCACCACCUUCGUCGUCACUUCGAGUUUUUCAUGGAUCAGAUAUUAGCAUAUCUUCUCAUAUCGGCAUCAUCAUCGGCUGCUACUCGUGUGGAUGAUUGGCAAUCAAACUGGGGAAAAGAUGAGUUCACUGAGAUGGCAAGUGCUUCAGUGGGGAUGGCAUUUUUAGCUUUUGGUGCCUUUGCCAUCAGUUCCAUCAUCUCCGGUUACAACCUUUGGACCGACUGAGAACUCGGUGUGAUAUAUGUUCUUGUAAGCAGUCGCCUGUAGUUUUUCUCAGUUUAUAUGUUGGGGGAAUAACUCAAAAAGAAUGUGGAUGAAAAUAUAAAAUCUAUAUAUAUAUAUAUUCCUUUUUAUUGUUGUACAGAAAUAGAUCUAAUAUUAAUGUUUCUUCCAUUGAAACAGAAGAGAAAAUGAAAAAUUAUAUUUGAAUUUUUAUAAACUAUUUUGUGAAA